Messenger RNA from Penicillium paradoxum, 1242 nucleotides. RefSeq names its product 8-oxoguanine glycosylase OGG1. Gene Ontology annotation, cellular component: nucleus. The transcript has 3 exons. Gene Ontology annotation, molecular function: 8-oxo-7,8-dihydroguanine DNA N-glycosylase activity; damaged DNA binding. The coding region runs from base 1 to 1242 and encodes 413 amino acids. Gene Ontology annotation, biological process: nucleotide-excision repair; base-excision repair; base-excision repair, AP site formation. NCBI's taxonomy places the organism in Eukaryota, Fungi, Ascomycota, Eurotiomycetes, Eurotiales, Aspergillaceae. The record is from RefSeq and is a predicted model, not a curated record.
AUGGCAUCAUGUACCUUGUCGGAGUGGCGCAAGCUGCCCGUGAGUUUAAGUGAGCUUUGUAUCAAUACUACUCUCAGAUGCGGCCAGUCAUUCAGAUGGCAACAUCUCCCCGAGAGCGAGGAAUGGCGAUGUGUUCUUUAUGGACAAUUCCUAUCCUUAAAGCAAGAUUCAAACUGCUUGUAUUAUCGAUCCGUGAACUCUCUUUCCCAAACAUCGGAUAACGACCACCUUGUCCGCAUUAUCAAACAUUACUUCAACCUGACCCCAAAUCUGAGCGAACUAUACUCGCAAUGGUCGUUGCAAGACCCCAAUUUCAAGAAGAAGGCUGCGCAGUUUACUGGAAUCCGAAUUCUUCGCCAAGAUGCCUGGGAAGCACUGGUAUCCUUUAUCUGCAGCAGCAACAAUAAUAUUGCCCGAAUCUCACAAAUGGUAGAGAAACUAUGCAUACAUUAUGGGAAGCCGGUGGCCACAAUCGAAGGGCGUGCAUAUCAUGAUUUUCCUCCUCCAGAAGCUUUGACUGGCAAGAACGUUGAGGGCAAUCUCCGCAACUUAGGGUUUGGAUAUCGAGCUAAAUACAUCUAUCAAACUGCGCUCAUGGUAUCUAAUCGGGAGAAAGGCUGGCUAGACAGUUUGAGCAACCCCGAGUGUCCGGCAUUUGGUGUUGAGAUCAAACCCGGCGGCGAGAUGAGACCAGAAGGGCGAGAGGGAUAUCGCGAAGCCCAUGAAAAACUGCUCGAGUUACAGGGAGUCGGUCCCAAGGUUUCUGAUUGUGUCAGUUUAAUGGGAUUAGGCUGGGGAGAAUCUGUGCCCGUUGAUACUCAUGUAUGGCAAAUUGCACAGCGAGACUACCGAUUUGGGAAAAGCUCCAACAAAAGUCUGAACAAGACGACCUAUGACGCUGUUGCCAAUCACUUCCGCAAACUUUGGGGCCAGGAGGCUGGAUGGGCUCAUAGCGUGCUCUUCACUGCGGACCUGCGUACCUUUGCAGACAAACUUGCCGCAACCAAGAAGGUCAAUGUGAAGGUGAAAGAAGAGGAGUCCGAUGUUAAAAUCGAGACGAAAGUAACAACCGCUAUCUCUCUAAAGGCGCCCAAGGAGGAAGAUGCCGACGUCAAGGUCAAGAUUGAGGAUAUGGAUGAUGCCAAGAAACCUAAUGGCAAGAGGCGAAAGGGAGCUGAAGACAUCGUGCCUGUUGCUCAAACAACAGAGACACGGAGAAUGUCCAAGCGACUACGGCGCUGA